UAUACCUGCAUGCAGGUGUGCAGAGUGGGAGGAGUGACGGGAAGAUUGCAGGGAAGGUCAGGAGAGGGGAACACGAGGGAAACUAUGGGGGACAGCCACAGCCGUGACACCCUGUUUAGAUUUGAUCCAUGGAUGGGAACCUCCUGUCUGUGGAGGCCUGUUUUCAUUUUGUUUCCAUGUGGACUGGAUCUUCCUCCUGCUUUCAUUAUUUUUAUUCUUAUUGUUUAUUUGUGAUUUCUAGUUGAGGCUGCACACCAUGUUUUUUGUUUUGUUUUUUUUACCUUGAAAUGAUGUAAAGCUGCACUGCUGCCAUGCCAGAGCUGUUCUUUAGAAUACAAACAUGUAUGCCAAAAUAGUGAGCUUAUAAUGAGCACGCACACACACAUUAAAAAGCCAGCUCUCUCCGCACUUUUUUUUUUUCCUCCUCUUGAAACCACGUGUAGGGUUUCAACCCCCGACGGUGACGGACAGCUCCACCGGCCAAUGAGAAAGCAGGGGUUUCUCGGUUUUCCUCGGGUCAGGGUUUAAUGGUACCAAUCUGACAGAGGCAGAGGCCGGGCCCGGUGGUGUAGGCGUGCCCUGCCGCUUUACAAAGUCACUCCAGCACUGAAUCACCGCAACUUCUCUUAAAAACUUUUUGGAAAAGUUGCGCAGUCUUGCUCCGAGCUUUUGCAAAGCGCUUCAGUCCCCCCCUCACAGUAAAAACCAUCCACCUCCUCCAGGUCUUCUACCUCCCGCUUUGCUUCAUCAUGCAUAACAGCCACGUUCCUCAUCUGCUCCUCUCUCUUCUCUGCAUCGGACUGAAUGCCCAGUCUGAGCUGGAGACAGAUGAAGUGGUUCCCAGGCUGCUGUCCGGACAGGAGGCACACCUGUCCUCCACGCUGCGGCACCGCGGCCAGCGCUCCUUGGACGUUCCGGGGGGAGGACACUCUGACCCGGAUAAUAUCAUUCUGUCGCUGCCAGCUUUUGGAAGGAACCUGUACUUGAGUCUGACGCGAGACAGCAAGUUUCUCUCAGGGGACUUCGUGGUGGAGGAGAGGCGCGGGGACCAGAGCGCAGCGGUGAGCCGCUUAUCCACCAACCAGCUCUGCUUCUACUCCGGCUCCAUCCUCAACCACACACAAUCCUUGGCAUCAGUGAGCACCUGUGGCGGCCUGACUGGGAUCAUCCAGAUCGGGGGGGACAGCAUGUUCAUCCAGCCGGUGGGUGAAAACGACCCGUCACAGUCGUUCUCUGGACUCAAACACCGGCUGCAGCGACGCCGGCGCUCUGCCAAGAGCAGCUCCGCUCCAGAUGCUGACCAGCCCAACUACUGUGGGACUGUACAAGGGAAGGAGAAGGCGAAGAUGUCGAAAGUGGGCGAGGAGGGCCGUGGGAAGAGGAAUGCCAUUCGCCUGCAUGAAGCAUACACUGUGGAGACGUUGGUGGUAGCAGACUCGGAUAUGGUGCAGUACCACGGCGCAGAGGCAGCACAGAGGUUUCUGCUGACCGUCAUGAACAUGGUCUACAACAUGUUCCACGACCAGAGUCUGGGAGUCAGGAUCAACAUUCGGGUCACCAAGCUGGUGUUGCUUCACACCCGCCCAGAAAAACUUAAGGUGGGCCAUCAUGGAGAAAGGUCUCUGGAGACCUUCUGUCAUUGGCAGUAUCAAGAGUUUGGGGGGCCGCGUUACCUUGGCACCAACCACAUUCCUGGUGGAAGGGAUGACAUCCCACCAGUGGAUACUGCUGUGCUGGUCACCAGGACGGACUUCUGCGUUCACAAAGAUGAACCCUGUGAUACUGUGGGUAUUGCUUAUCUAGGUGGCGUCUGCAGUGCCAAGAGGAAGUGCGUGUUAGCGGAGGACAACGGGCUCAAUUUGGCCUUCACCAUCGCUCACGAGCUGGGACACAACAUGGGAAUGAGCCACGAUGAUGACCACGCCACCUGCACUGGUCACUCUCACAUCAUGUCUGGUGAAUGGGUGAAAGGGAGAAACCCCAGCGACCUGUCAUGGUCAUCCUGCAGCCGCGAUGACCUGGAGAAGUUCUUAAGGUCCAAAGCCAGUGUCUGCCUACUGCACACAGACCCCAGGAGCCGUUACCAGGUCCGGCUUCCUCCCAAGCUGCCAGGCAUGCACUACAGCGUGGAUGAACAGUGCCAGAUCCUGUUUGGAACCAAUGCCACUUUCUGCAAUGACAUGGAGCACCUGAUGUGUGCUGGCCUGUGGUGUUUAGUAGAGGGAGACGUAUCCUGCAAGACAAAACUGGAUCCUCCUCUGGAUGGAACAGAGUGUGGAGCUGACAAGUGGUGCAGGGCAGGCGAGUGUGUCAGUAAGACUCCUAUCCCUCAGCAUGUGGAUGGUGACUGGAGUCCCUGGAGCCAGUGGAGCAUGUGCAGCAGGACCUGCGGUACUGGAGUCCAGUUCAGACAGAGGAAAUGUGACAACCCUCCGCCCGGUCCUGGUGGAAGACACUGUCAGAAGGCCAGUGUGGAGCACAAGGCCUGUGAAGGUCUUCCCUGUCCCAAGGGGGCACCAAGCUUCAGAGACCUGCAGUGUCUGUCCUACGACCGACACGCCAGCAAGAAAAAGGGCAGCAUGCUGACGGCUAUUAUUAACGAUGAGAAGCCGUGUGUGUUGUUCUGCAGCCCGGUGGGUCGAGAUGUCCCAGUUCUGAUGGCUGACAGAGUGAUGGAUGGGACGCCCUGUGGACCAUACGAGGCUGACUUGUGUGUUAAUGGGAGGUGUCAGAAAAUUGGCUGUGAUGGCAUCAUUGGCUCUUCAGCAAAAGAAGACCGGUGUGGUGUAUGUAAUGGAGACGGACGCUCCUGUAAGAUCGUGAGAGGAGACUUCAACCACACCAAAGGAAUGGUCACCACUAGGCAGUGUAAGAGGGUAUCUACCUGUGUGAUGGCUAAACCCAGAGCUGUCCCCAAGUGUUUCUCAUGCUACAUCGAGGCUGUGGUUAUCCCCGCAGGAGCCAGGAGGAUCAAAGUUGUGGAGGACAAACCCUCGCAUAGCUUUCUGGCCCUGAAAGACUCCAGCGAGAGGUCCAUCAACAACGACUGGAAGAUCGAGCUUCCAGGAGAGUUUGAGCUGGCCGGGACCACAGUGCGCUACGUUAGGAGGGGACUGUGGGAGAAGAUGUCCGCCAGGGGACCCACUAAGAGCCCCUUACACUUGAUGGUGCUGCUCUUUCAUGACCAGAGCUAUGGAAUCCACUAUGAGUACACGGUGUCUAUGAACACAACUCAGGACAGGAGCAGUGAAGAGCAGAAAGAACCAGAGUAUCUCUAUAUCUGGACACACAGCAGCUGGCAGGACUGUACAGUCCAAUGUGGAGGAGGUGAGAGGAGGACGGUGGUUUCCUGUAUGAGGAUAGCCAAUAAAACCAUGGAGGUGGUCAACAGCAGCUACUGUCAUCCUGAAAACAGACCACACCCACAAGUGCGACUCUGCAACUCACACCCCUGCCAGUACCGGUGGGUGACAGGAGAGUGGGGAUCCUGCUCCGUCACGUGUGGUAAAGGUCUUCAGCAGAGGGAGGUGGUUUGUGUUUACCACCUACAGAACGGCUCGCUCAUCCACACCAGGGACCUGUACUGCCAAGGAGGAAAACCUCCUCCUCUGCAGGGCUGUGAGGGCCGUCUCUGCCUCACCGUGUGGGAGGCUUCAGAGUGGUCCAAGUGCUCAUCAGACUGUGGUCAAGGUGUUCGUACGCGGACAGUGACGUGUACAAACCCUCAGGGUCUCUGCGAUCCUCUGUCCCAGCCCACUCAAGAGGAGCCCUGCGAGGACCACUCCAAAUGUUACGAGUGGAAGACAGGAGACUGGUCCAAGUGCUCGUCAUCCUGCGGAAAGGGCCUGCAGUCACGAGUGGUCCAGUGUAUGCACAAAGUGACCGGUCGUCACGGUAACGACUGCCCAGUGACGCUGAGACCACCGACCUACCGACCCUGUCACCAAGGCGCCUGCAACGAGAAAAUCAAUGUGAACACCAUCACCUCCCCCAGGCUAGCUGCUCUGACCUACAAAUGCAUGGGGGACCAGUGGACGGUGUACUGUCGUGUGAUCCGAGAGAAGAACCUCUGUCAGGACAUGAGGUGGUAUCAGCGCUGCUGUGAAACCUGUAGGGACUUUUAUGCCAAGAAAAUACUGCACAAGAGCUAAUGACCAAAUGCACCUACUUUUCCUCCAGACGGAGCUCCUUUUUUUUGUAAAUGUUUUUAAUAAUGUUAAAUGUUAUAAGAAAACAAUUUCUAUUAUUAUUGGUGGAACUUUUUUGUAUUUAAAGAAGAAAAAUGGCAAGUAUAAGUACAAGUGUACAGUUUAAAUGGGCUCAUGUGCUUCUAGUUUUGAUGAAGACUUGAAGAUGUCCAGUUUUUUCUUUUGCUGUACACCAAAAAUAAAAAAAGAAAAAAAGAAAAGAAACGAAAGAAAUCGGGGGAGCCUUUAGAACGCCAAUCCAGGCGGCUUUAUUGCACAGAACGAUUGAAAAUAAGUGCUUGAUGUUGUGUAGACCUUUUUUUCUGGCAGGUCUACCAGAUAACAUAGGAUUAUGAGUUAACCAGAGCUCUCCCCUUCCUCCUUUUCCUUAAUUAUGCUCUCCUUUGUAUCUUUUAUUCUGUUGUACUGUAUUAUAGCCAAUUGUUGCAAUUUCAAAUAACUAGUAAAUAGGUUUAUACAUAAGUAAAAUGAUGAUACUUAAGUAUUAAUUAAGUAUGCUGUAAUAAUGUGUAAGAAUUGAUCAGGAGCCAUGGUAAAAUACUGUAGGAUUACAGUGAAUCGACCAAGCUAAUGAUAGGAGACCCACUGAUCCACAGGUCUGUUUGAGGGCCGUGGAUAGCUCAUGUAGCAGAACAUGGUGGAACCGUAAACAUACACUCUAAGGGUACAUGGUUGUUUUGUUUCCUUUCAGAUGCAGUCCAUUGAUGGACUUCAUGUUUUCUUGCCAACAAUAUUAGUCUCUUUAAGAUUUAUUUAAACUCACUCAGAUCAACUGUGCACCUCGGAGCAAAUUUUUGUUUUGCAGUUCAAGUCCUGUAAGGUCGGGGUCGGUAUGAGCAGUGCUCAUCAUCCUGACCAUGGGCUUGUCUAAAGGAUCAGUGUGUAUAAUUUAGUGACAUUUAGUGGUCUUGUUGUGGAAUGGAACUCCCUACACUCGUGCAUGCACAAAAAAACAACAAAAAGCCUGAUCCAGAGCCAAGCCUGUUUGGAUUACGGGGUGACUGCAGAAACAUGGCGGUUCACGAUGGCGUCGUCCGUAGAAGAGGACCUACGGUGUCUGUAGAUAUAAUAGAUAACAAAAACGUAUUACACAAGAAUGAAAAGUAUUUAAGCCCCCCUGAAUCUUACAUACUGGACCUUUAAAUCACGCUGUGCUGCCACAGGCCAUGAACACUUGCAUUGCUAUUGAAGUCACGGCAGCGAGACCAACUGCAACAAUCAUCAGAUCUAAACCUUUCCUAACUUUUGACCUUUUUACACACCACACUCAUUUUGUCCAACUUACAUUUCAUUCAUCACAACUUAGAAAACUCCAUUUACAUUUGUCAUUUCAAGUGUCACGUAUCCGGAAAACACUUGUAUGCAUCUCCAUCGGCCAAAUCACCAGUCCGAUGACAGUCCAGCAUGUUUUUCCUAGCUGCAUCGAUUCUAAUGCACCUGCCAUAAAAUGGAUGACGAUAACAUGAAAAAAUAUGUUUAUGAACAAGCAAGAGAAAAGUUUCAUCAUCUUCACAGCCUUCAUUCAUUUCACUCCCUCGCAGAACUCUGAUGACUCACUGGUUGCUUUUUUCAGCCAUGGUGUGUAUUAUCCCCCAGAAUACACCUGCAGAAUAACUGUUUUGACACAUGUGACAAAGAUAAUAGACAGUCACAUUCACAUGAACUACACAUGCACUCUGAUCAACACUGUCAUCCUGAUAAUAGAUCAAUCUAAUAAUCACUUGCUUUUCAAGCUUGGAAAUGGGAUAGCUAUCAGAUUGACUAGACCACAUCUGGUUAGCAGUCUGACCAUAAAAAGGCUGAAUAAAGGCUAAAUACCUGUUAGUGUUAAUACUGUUACCUGUUUGUUGCACCUUUACUAUCUUGUUUUUGACAUUGGUUUGCAUGUGCUUUUGUGCACAGGGCAUUGGCUCAGGCUAUAAGUGCAGCAGCAGUGAUACUGCUGAUCAGCCUGCUGUUUAGUUCUAUAAGACAAAGACAACAUGUUGAAAGGUCACAAAGCUCUGCCGCUUCCUGCUGCUCAAGCUGCCUGUCAAAACGCUUCAGGUGAGCACAUCCAGCAGCGUCACAUCAGGAGAGUCUCGAGUGACUGUGACAGAGCACAAUAUGAGGAUGACUUGACCAGCUAGCACACUGUCACAGAGCUUCUCCACUGCUUCGUCCUGAUUAUCAUCUUACUUACAGAUGCCUGCACGUCGUGAGAGAGUAACCUCUAUCACUUCCUUUGACUUGAGACGCACCGAGUUUGUUGACAAAUGCACUGGCUCCGCCUGCCGAGUUUGCAUAUUGAUAUCUAAUCACAAUAUAGACAGAACUGAGAACACUUAUUUAACAACAUGUUUAAAUUCAAAGGCCCAUGAUGAGAUGCAUACAACAUAUCCAGAUACAGGACACUUGAUAAUACUAUAAUGGAAAUGGGUGGACUAAAGGUUAGGGCUUCAUUCUUCACUGCUUGAAAUAUUUUUUUUUUCAUGAGCUUGUCACCUCAGACAGUAAAAGUCUGAAGGUAAUCAUCAUCUUUAAAUGAUCUUUGAAGUUGCAGUAGGAAACAUCUGAACACACACAAUCCUUGUAGGGCUUGCUGCUAAUUGGUUCUUUAUGUUCAGGUGCAGUGAAUUCUUCCAAUUGCCGUUAGUAAAACUCAGAUGAUCUGUCCUAUGUUCUGUCAGGACAUAGUGGCACUUCUGUGCUCUGUCAGGACAUAGUGGCACUUCUGUGUUCUGUCAGCACAUAGUGGCACUUCUGUGUUUUGUCAGCACAUAGUGGCAUUUCUGUGUUCUGUCAGCACAUAGUGGCAUUUCUGUGUUUUGUCAGCACAAAGUGGCACUUCUGUGCUCUGUCAGGACAUAGUGGCACUUCUGUGCUCUGUCAGGACAUAGUGGCACUUCGACUGCAGCUUCAAAUGGUCAGACAGUUCAUAUUAAAUAUCACCAGCAGCUGCUGUUCAAAAAUCACCCAAGUCAGCCCAUGGAGCUCACAUGCAUAUGUGUGUGUGUGUGUGUGUGUGUGCGUGUGUGUGUGCGUACGUGCGUGCACGUGCGUGCGUGUGUGUGCAUGUGUGUGUCCUCAGUCUUUUCCAGGAGGUUGAAUGGUGCUAUCUUAUGACCUGUUUCACUAUUGUGGAAUUCAUCUUUUUGUCAGUGGUGGUCCUGUUGUCAUUGUUAACAGUUUUUUUGUAUGUUGUAGGAUUAUUUAAUAACAUGCUUUUUAUUGAUGAGUCUCUUUUUGUUUGGUUGGUUUUGUUAUGUUCUUUUUUUUUUUUGCCAUUGUAGUGCAAAUAUGCUUAAUUAUUUCCGUACUGUACUAUUUUUAGUUGCACAUACAGUAUGUUUGGCACAUAAACUGCCACUAAAUGUAUUUUUUGGUGCUGAUUUCAAACUGAGUAAAUAAUUUGUUUAUACAGGGAUUUAACCAUUUGUCUGUUGUUCUGUGCGGUCACACUAUAUUUGUACUGUGUUCGAUUUUUCACCAGACCAUUCUGAGCAAGAACCUGAAUGAUUGGAUCAAAUUCUAUUUCAAGUCUACUGUAAAGUGAUUCUCUUUUAUUUUGUUAUAUAAUAAAUAAUGUGAUUUUACAUGGAAAACAAACCUGUAUGACCCACUGUUAACGUAUGUGGAUUUACCAUUAAACCAGAAUGCAGACUGCUCCCUUCCUCUUCCUGUCCUCACAGCACACUCCAUACACUGAAGUGGUUAAAUAACAAUGAAUACAU
Larimichthys crocea (large yellow croaker) is the source of this 7921-nucleotide messenger RNA. It is a transcript of the gene adamts17, whose product is annotated as ADAM metallopeptidase with thrombospondin type 1 motif, 17. The transcript is spliced from 24 exons. Gene Ontology annotation, biological process: proteolysis; extracellular matrix organization. The record is from RefSeq and is a predicted model, not a curated record. Gene Ontology annotation, molecular function: metalloendopeptidase activity. Gene Ontology annotation, cellular component: extracellular matrix. The coding region runs from base 750 to 4151 and encodes 1133 amino acids. Lineage: Eukaryota; Metazoa; Chordata; Actinopteri; Sciaenidae.